Molecule: messenger RNA, 1373 nt
Organism: Austrofundulus limnaeus
Lineage: Eukaryota; Metazoa; Chordata; Actinopteri; Cyprinodontiformes; Rivulidae
Gene: psmd6
Product: proteasome 26S subunit, non-ATPase 6
Exons: 8
Coding region: 89-1258 (389 amino acids)
Biological process (GO): proteasome-mediated ubiquitin-dependent protein catabolic process
Cellular component (GO): proteasome regulatory particle
Molecular function (GO): protein binding
Source: RefSeq, a predicted model, not a curated record
GUUGACUAGCUGCUACCAGUAAAGAGUACACUCGGUCCACACAAAGAAAAACUUUGGUUUGUUUCUAGUUUGUCCUGCGUUAACAAAAAUGCCACUGGAGAAUCUAGAGGAAGAGGGUUUGCCCAAGAACCCGGACCUGAGGAUAGCUCAGUUGAAGUUUCUGCUCACGAUGGACGGUCACCGACAGGAUGCUAAAGUGAAGACUGAGCUCAUGGACGCUAUCAAAGCUAACAAUAUGGCUCCAUAUUAUGAGGGUCUGUGUAAAGAGCUGAAGUGGCAGCUGGACAACGAGCUGCUAAAUAAAAUGAAGAAGGCRAACGAAGAGGAGCUGAAGCGCCUGGAUGAUGUUCUGGAGGAUGCAGAGAAYAAUCUGGGAGAGAGUGAGAUAAGAGACGCAAUGAUGGCCAAAGCUGAAUAUUUAAUCCGGAUUGGGGAUAAGGAAGGUGCACUAACAGCCUUCAGAAAAACCUAUGACAAAACUGUGGCUCUGGGUCACAGAUUAGACAUAGUCUUUUACCUGCUGAGGAUCGGCCUUUUCUACAUGGACAGUGACCUCAUCACACGCAACUCUGAGAAAGCCAAGAGCCUCAUUGAGGAGGGCGGUGACUGGGACAGGAGGAACCGUCUGAAGGUUUACCAGGGUCUUUACUGUGUGGCCAUCAGAGACUUCAAGCAAGCUGCUGAGCUCUUCCUCGACACGGUCUCCACGUUUACCUCCUAUGAACUCAUGGACUACAAAACCUUUGUUACUUACACCGUCUAUGUCUGCAUGAUCGCCCUGAAAAGGCCUGACCUCCGCGAGAAGGUGAUAAAAGGAGCAGAGAUCUUGGAGGUCCUUCACAGRCUGCCGGCUGUCCGCCAGUAUCUUUUCUCGCUCUACGAGUGCCGUUACAGCGUCUUCUUCCAGUCGCUGGCCAUGGUGGAGCAGGAGAUGAAGAAAGACUGGCUGUUUGCCCCACACUACCGCCACUAUGUGAGGGAGAUGAGGAUCCAGGCCUACAGCCAGCUGCUGGAGUCGUACCGCUCGCUCACGCUGGGAUACAUGGCAGAGGCCUUCGGUGUCAGCACCGAGUUCAUUGAUCAGGAACUCUCCCGAUUCAUAGCUGCCGGCCGUUUGCACUGUAAAAUCGAUAAAGUUAACGAGAUCGUGGAAACCAAUAGGCCUGACAGUAAAAACUGGCAGUACCAGGAAACCAUCAAAAAGGGUGACCUGCUGCUCAACAGAGUCCAGAAGUUGUCCAGAGUCAUCAACAUGUAACCUCAGCGGCCAUCUUUAUUACAGCGAGACUUGCAUUUUUUUUUUCUUGGUAAACCUGUUUGUCUGACAAAGUGACUCUUAUAUUGUGUAUAUAAUAAAACCUGUUUAACUAAAA